This is a messenger RNA of Metschnikowia bicuspidata var. bicuspidata NRRL YB-4993, 932 nucleotides long. Its product is annotated as glutathione S-transferase family protein. The record is from RefSeq and is a predicted model, not a curated record. The transcript has 2 exons. NCBI's taxonomy places the organism in Eukaryota, Fungi, Ascomycota, Pichiomycetes, Serinales, Metschnikowiaceae. Bases 153 to 902 code for a protein of 249 amino acids.
GCACGGGUGUGGCACUACUUACGGGCCGUGCCGACUAUAAUAAGCAAGUAGUGUAUCCAUCCAAUCCUUGCCGCCCCCACAUUCAACUGACUUUUUCUCUCCCACUUAUAUCUUCACAUCCCAAGAAACUGAAAAAAAGAUUGCACAACACAAUGGCGCAAGACAGAAUUGUUUUACAUUAUCUUAAAGAUUCUCGUGCUUCGAGAAUUGUGUUUCUCUUCGAGGAAUUGGGACUCGAAUAUGAGAUCAAAGCUUACGAGUGGACACCAGAGCUUGUGGCGCCCCCGGAACUCAAGCUGGUAUGGCCCCUUGGAUUAUCUCCCGCAGUUCAGAUAUUUAAAGCCGAUGACCCAGAGCCAAUUGUGUUGGCGGAAUCGGGACAAAUCGUGCAGUUCAUCUUGAACAAUUACGAUUCAGAAGGAAAGUUCAAGCCGGAAUCCAUGCGUGACCAGGUCUUGGUUGACUACUACUUACAUUUUGCUGAGGGCACCUUGGAACCUCAUAUUGUCUCUCUUUUAGUGGGCUAUGUUGCGUCUCAACGGGCGCCUUUUGGUUUUGGAUGGCUCGUCAAGCUCGUCUUGAGUCAGAUCAACAGCCAGUUUUAUCUCAGAAAACUCAAAACCGCAUUGGCGUUUUUGAACAGUCAGUUGGAGGCAAAGGACGGAGGCUACUUUGUGGGCAACAAGUUGAGUGGAGCCGAUUUCAUCUUGGAUUUUCCUAUUAACGAGAAUCUUUUUCUGAACCCAUACAAGGUCAAGAGAUUGGGCAUUGACAUCGACCCUUCAAAAGAUUACCCUCGUUUAGUCGAGUGGAACAAACUCAUUACAGAGAGGCCUCUCCAUGUGAAAGCCCUUGAGAAGAAAGCCAGUGUGAUGAAAAACAAGCGCGGUCUUUUGGGAUGAUCCAGCGAGAGUAUGAAUUUUAAAAGUUUU